Messenger RNA from Hibiscus syriacus, 576 nucleotides. RefSeq names its product casparian strip membrane protein 6-like. Bases 1 to 576 code for a protein of 191 amino acids. The record is from RefSeq and is a predicted model, not a curated record. The transcript has 3 exons. NCBI's taxonomy places the organism in Eukaryota, Viridiplantae, Streptophyta, Magnoliopsida, Malvales, Malvaceae.
AUGGCCAAGGCAAAUGCUAUUGAGCUUGGAGAGGGUCGAAAGUCUCGUGGAGUGAACAAAGGCGUGUCGAUACUAAACUUCAUUUUCAGAAUACUGGCAUUCAUAGGCACCUUGAGCAGUGCAAUUUCAAUGGCGACGGCAAACGAAACGCUGCCGUUCUUUACUAGGUUUUUCCGGUUCAGAGCCGAGUACAAUGACCUACCAACACUCAUUUUCUUUGUGGUUGCCAAUGCCGUUGUAAGCGGCUAUCUGCUGCUUUCUCUUCCUUUCUCAAUCGUUCUCAUCUUAAGGAGCAAUGCUCAAAGGGCUAGGAUGGUCUUGAUGAUGUUCUUUGACAUGGCAAUGCUGACUCUUUUUGACAGCGGGACUCUUUUGACAGCGGGAGCUUCGGCAGCGGCAGCUAUUGUGUACUUAGCACACAAGGGGAAUAGCAGGGUGAACUGGCUCGCCAUCUGCCAACAAUUCAACGCCUUCUGCCAGCGUACUUCGGGUUCUCUGAUUGGAUCCUUUGCCGGAAUCGUCCUUAUCGCGCUGCUGAUUACAUUAUCCGGUGUUGCCCUUGCUCGACGUCCUUAG